GUGCUCUUUAGCGGAGGAGGAGCCGAGACCCUGAGCUGCAGCGGCGGUGGUGGCGUCCGGAGGUCCCACAGCUCUGCUGCUCUGAUCGCGCGACUGUCGGGGAAGGUCUACAUCAGACAGUCACUGGAAUGCUACCUCAGGCCUUAGAAGACAGUGAAACUAAUGUUAAAGGGCCCUUAUCCCUGUACCUGCCUACUGAAGGAAAAUUAGAUCUCUUUUAGUUCUGAACUGGGAGCGAGAGCCUUUGCACCUGCGGCCCAGCUCUGUUGGAAACUCUUGAGUCAGCCAUGGGUCAGGAAUCUAGCAAGCCUGUUCGGCCCAAAUCAGCAGGAGGGUAUCAAUCUGGUGCAGACAGGGGUUAUGGAAGGAGGCAUGCUUAUGUCAGUUUCAGGCAACCCACAAGCCAGCAGGACCGGAUUGCCAGCCCGAGAAGGACAACAUCCGAAGUCCCAAUGCACAGAUCAGCCCCCAAUCAAACCAAGAGGAGCCGCUCACCAUUUGCCAGCACACGCCGUCGUUGGGAUGACACCGAGAGCUCAGGAGCCAACAUGAAUGUUGGGAAUGAGAAUUAUUCCAGGUAUCCUCCAAGAGAGUACAGGGCCUCAGGGAGCCGAAGAGGAUUGGCUUAUGGACACAUUGACACUUUGGGGGCGCGUGAUAGUGAGGAGGAGGGGGCUGGGCCUGUUAACCGACUGCCAGUACGAGGGAAAACUGGCAAGUUUAAGGCUGAUCCAGAGAAGGGGGCAAGGUCUCCUCGCUUCUCUGGUCCUCGCCGCCGCCGCCGUAAUGCGAAAGAGGAGCGUGGCAAGGUAGACCCACCCCCUGCUACACGGUGCUCUGGUACCAGAGCUGAGUUCUUGAAGCAGAAUGGCAUGGCCUCUCAGAUGGCCUCUGCUGAAGGCAGGGCAGCUGCAAAGGGUAGCAACAAUGUGGAGAGAGGGAGGCAGAAUGUACCUGCACGUCCUAGCAGGGCUCCUGUGAGUAUUUGUGGUGGGGGGGGAGCCACCGCAAAGAGCGCAGAGGAACCAGUGGUGAGACCAAAAAUCCGGAAUGUGGCGACUCCCAGCUGCAUGAAACCAAAAGUAUUUUUUGAUACUGAUGAUGAUGACGAUGUACCACACAGUACUCCCAGGUGGAGAGAUGCUGCCAAUGCUGAUGCUGAGGGAGCCCGUGCAGAGGCCCUCCCAAGAAGAGGCCGAAGUGAGGGGGCAGGCAGCUCCUCUGAGCUGAAGUAUCCUGAAGACAAGAAGGAUAACAGGAGUGGGCAGGCGAAAGCAGAGAAAGUGUCCAGACGGCGGCGAACCAUGGCUGACCGUGACUUCUGGGCAUACUCUGAUGAUUACUACAGGUACUAUGAAGACGACUCUGACAGUGAGAAAGAAUGGAUGUCUGCUCUGCACUGGAAGUAUCGAAGCCAGGAACAACCCCAGUCUUCCAGUGGGGAAAGCUGGGAGCCUCUGCCAGGAAGGGAAGAACUCCCUCAGCAAGCUCAAGGGAGUGUGAACACCAGCGGAGCUGGGAGCCUUGCCAGUACCAGUGUUGGCAGCAAUGGCAGUGGCUAUCCCGAAGAAGUACAAGAACCGUCUCUUCAGGAAGAAGAGCAGGCCUCUCUGGAAGAAGGAGAAAUUCCUUGGCUCCGGUACAAUGAGAAUGAAAGCAGCAGUGAGGGGGAGAACGAAUCCAGCCACGAGCUGAUACAGCCUGCGAUGUUCAUGCUGGAUGGCAACAACAACCUGGAAGAUGAUUCCAGUGUGAGCGAAGACCUAGAAGUGGACUGGAGCCUGUUUGAUGGCUUUGCGGAUGGGAUGGGGGUGGCGGAGGCCAUCUCCUACGUGGAUCCGCAGUUCCUCACCUACAUGGCCCUUGAAGAGCGCCUGGCCCAGGCGAUGGAGACUGCCCUUGCUCACCUGGAGUCUCUCGCCGUUGAUGUCGAAGUGGCUAACCCACCCGCAAGCAAGGAGAGCAUUGAUGCACUUCCUGAGAUCCUGGUCACCGAAGAUCAUGGUGCCGUGGGCCAGGAAAUGUGCUGUCCUAUCUGCUGCAGUGAAUAUGUGAAGGGGGAGGUGGCAACCGAGCUGCCGUGCCACCACUAUUUCCACAAGCCGUGCGUGUCCAUCUGGCUUCAGAAGUCCGGCACCUGCCCCGUGUGCCGCUGCAUGUUCCCUCCCCCACUGUAAAGGCCAUGGCCCGCCACUCUUAGCCUGGCUAAUUCCCUAUCUAACACCCACAAUACUACAGGAGCCCGCUUUCAAAAUUAACACUGGCAAUGAAAUCUGUCGGUCAGUUACACUAAACUUGUUGAUUCCUUGUGAUUAUUUCCAAUGUGAAAAUGGUUGCGUGCAAUUACAUUUAAAAAUCAUUCUUUCAUUUAGAAGGUAGAAAAGGGAAACUAAACUUUCUAAAUGCUACUUGAGAUUGCAGCAAGAACAUAAAUUUUCUAACCUGAAAGUUGAAACAAAUCAUAUUUGUUCUGUAGACUCUGUUACUCUUACUUGUUGAUGUCAAGUUUAUCUGUUAAAUACGUUGGAAAGAAAAAGAUCACUUUUGUUGCAUGUUAUGGGUUAAUGUUCCUGUAUUUGCAGUGGUGUAAAAGCUUAUUAAAGUUCUCCUUUUGGUUUGGC
Molecule: messenger RNA, 2621 nt
Organism: Microtus oregoni (creeping vole)
Lineage: Eukaryota; Metazoa; Chordata; Mammalia; Rodentia; Cricetidae
Product: E3 ubiquitin-protein ligase Praja-1-like
Exons: 2
Coding region: 288-2177 (629 amino acids)
Source: RefSeq, a predicted model, not a curated record